AUGAGCUCCCCCGGCGCGGAGGGCGCGGGCAAGCCCCCGCAGUACCGCGUGGAUCACCUGCUGAGCGCCGUGGAGAGCGAGCUGCAGGCGGGCAGCGAGAAGGGGGACCCCACGGAGAGGGAGCUGCGCGUCGCGCUGGAGGACAGCGACCUGUGGCUGCGCUUCAAGGAGCUCACCAACGAGAUGAUCGUCACCAAGAACGGCAGGAGGAUGUUCCCGGUGCUGAAGGUGAGCGUGUCGGGGCUGGACCCCAACGCCAUGUACUCCUUCUUGCUGGACUUCGUGGCGGCCGACGGGCACCGCUGGAAGUACGUGAACGGGGAAUGGGUGCCGGGCGGGAAGCCGGAGCCGCAGGCGCCCAGCUGCGUCUACAUCCACCCCGACUCGCCCAACUUCGGCGCGCACUGGAUGAAGGCGCCCGUCUCCUUCAGCAAAGUCAAACUCACCAACAAGCUCAACGGCGGCGGGCAGAUCAUGUUGAACUCCCUGCACAAAUACGAGCCGCGGAUUCACAUAGUGCGGGUGGGCGGCCCGCAGCGGAUGAUCACCAGCCAUUCCUUCCCAGAGACCCAGUUUAUAGCUGUGACAGCCUACCAGAACGAGGAGAUCACAGCUUUAAAAAUUAAAUACAAUCCGUUUGCAAAGGCAUUUCUUGAUGCAAAAGAAAGAAGUGAUCACAAAGACAUGAUGGAGGAGGUGGGAGACAACCAACAGUCUGGAUAUUCACAGCUAGGUAGCUGGCUUAUUCCUGGGAGUGGGACUCUGUGCCCACCUGCCAAUCCUCACGGCCAGUUUGGAGCCCCGCUGUCGCUGUCCCCUGCCCACAGCUGUGAGAGGUACUCGUCGCUGAGGAACCACCGGCCCGCGCCCUAUGCCAGCCCCUACACACACAGGAACAGCUCACCGACAGCCUAUGCUGACAACUCCUCUGCCUGCCUAUCCAUGCUGCAGUCCCAUGACAACUGGUCUUCUCUGGGAGUUACUACACACACAGCCAUGCUGCCCAUGGGUCACAGCACUGGCACAGCUACCAGCUCCAGUCAGUACCCCAACCUGUGGUCUGUGAGUAACAGCACCAUCACGCCGGUGUCCCAGCCGAGCGGGAUGUCCAACGGGCUGAGCUCCCAGUUCCUGCGUGGCUCUCCAGGACACUACUCUGCUCUGCCCCACCCAGUGCCAGCAGCCUCCUCUGCCUCACCCCUGUACGACGGCGCGGCGCCCGCCGACCUGCCCGAGAGCCAGUAUGACACCUCUGCACAUGCCAGGCUGGCAUCCACGUGGACACCUGUCACCUCCCCUUCCAUGUAA
Cinclus cinclus is the source of this 1308-nucleotide messenger RNA. RefSeq names its product T-box transcription factor T (gene TBXT). Lineage: Eukaryota; Metazoa; Chordata; Aves; Passeriformes; Cinclidae. The transcript is spliced from 8 exons. Gene Ontology annotation, biological process: mesoderm formation; regulation of transcription by RNA polymerase II; somitogenesis. The coding region runs from base 1 to 1308 and encodes 435 amino acids. The record is from RefSeq and is a predicted model, not a curated record. Gene Ontology annotation, cellular component: nucleus. Gene Ontology annotation, molecular function: RNA polymerase II cis-regulatory region sequence-specific DNA binding; DNA-binding transcription factor activity, RNA polymerase II-specific.